This is a messenger RNA of Hepatospora eriocheir, 348 nucleotides long. The record is from the annotation of a GenBank genome assembly. Lineage: Eukaryota; Fungi; Microsporidia; Hepatosporidae.
AUGUUGAGCUAUUUAAGUAAUUUAGAUCACUUUAAAAAUAUAAUUUUUAAUUCUGAAAUAACAAUCUUUACUGACCACUCUAAUAUGUUAUUUCUCAACUCUUCAAAGCAUCAAAGAGUUCAGAGAUGGAGGAUUCUUAUCGAAGAAUAUAACCCUAAUUUUAAUUUUAUAGAAGGCAAAUCCAACAUGGCUGCUGAUUUUCUUUCUAGAACAUUACUUAUUCAAGAGGAAGAGGAGGAAAAGAAAGCUAAAGAAGCUGUUGUUAAAUUCUAUAAGGAAUUUAUUCAUCCCGGUUCAAAAAUACUUUUUAAUAACAUAAAAGGAAAAUUUCCUAAUGUAACUCGGUAA